GCUUACUUUGGACAGGCAGCAGCUAGGUUCGUGGGAAGAUUCAGUUGCCGAGAGAGAUUGGAGACAAUUUUCCAUGAGUUAAACCAAACUAUAGAGGAGUUUGAUGGUAGAACCAACAAGGAGUGGGAAGAACGCCUUAAAGUGCAUUUCUUCGAAUUAAUUAUAGCCCUUCGACCCCGUAUUCGACUCAAUGGAACUUGUCUGUAA
Rodentolepis nana is the source of this 207-nucleotide messenger RNA. NCBI's taxonomy places the organism in Eukaryota, Metazoa, Platyhelminthes, Cestoda, Cyclophyllidea, Hymenolepididae. The record is from the annotation of a GenBank genome assembly.